This is a messenger RNA of Cotesia glomerata, 2384 nucleotides long. RefSeq names its product activin receptor type-2B (gene put). Gene Ontology annotation, biological process: activin receptor signaling pathway; protein phosphorylation; cellular response to growth factor stimulus. The coding region runs from base 399 to 1982 and encodes 527 amino acids. Gene Ontology annotation, cellular component: plasma membrane; activin receptor complex. The record is from RefSeq and is a predicted model, not a curated record. The transcript is spliced from 9 exons. Gene Ontology annotation, molecular function: metal ion binding; activin binding; activin receptor activity. Lineage: Eukaryota; Metazoa; Arthropoda; Insecta; Hymenoptera; Braconidae.
ACAAGCGUCCGUUUAGUAGCGCUCCCUGCAACUCAGCAUCGUGUGUCGUGCAUCUUCUGUUUUUAUAUUUAUAAUAAUUACAGCGAUAUACAUUAUUGGGCACAAGUGUUAACUGAGAUUGGAGAUUUAUAAAAUAGCUUGUAAAGAUAAUCAGUGCAAUAGGAAAGUGCGUGUGUUGUGAUAAUAUAAGAAUUUAAGCGAAAGUUUAUCAACUGAGAUUGGCAAAAUGACGGAAAUUGGAUUCAUGAAAAAUCCAGUCUAGAGUGAGAGAAAGAAAAUAAGAGUGGACGCUGGGGGAGUGAGAUAGACAGACAUGUGUCGGUGGAUGAAUUACUACCAUUUGCUUAAUAGCUAAUAGCUUACACGAAAUUUUAUUUAGCCUAUGCGAUCUUUGCACAAUGGCUGUGUCUUUAUACAAACUUUCGUAUCUUAUUCUUAUUGGAUUAGUGGGUCUGUCGUCUGUUGUUGGCCAUGAUAUUAAAGGUUCAACGCAAUGCGAAUAUUAUAACGAAACGUCGUGUGCAGAUCCGACGAAAAACUGUCCAGAAAUAGAAAAAUGUUCGCCACCUGAACCAGACAAAAGGAAUCAUUGUUAUGUGCUAUGGCAAAUUGACGAAGUUACUAAAAAGUCUAUUGUUAAACUCAAGGGUUGUUUCUUAGACAGUAGAGAAUGUUAUGACAAACAAUGUUGCGUAGAAAAAAAUAGCGACCGUAAGGGAAAAAUGUAUUUUUGCUGUUGUGAUGGGGAUAUGUGUAAUCAAAAUUACACGUGGGAUCCUCAGCCGACUGAAGCGCCAAAAGAUCAUGAAUUAACACCAGUACCAAAUCCUGAACAACAUGUGAUAACACUUGUUGUGUCUGUAUUGGUGCCAAUGCUGUUGCUGACAGUUAUUUUGCUAUCAUUGUUUUGGUGUUACAAACAACGAAAGCUCGGAUAUUUCAAUGAGGUUCCAACACUAGAGCCACUUCCCUUGCCUCAGCCGUCGCCGAAUCUGGGUUUACGACAGAUCCACCUGGUUGAAAUAAAAGCCCGUGGUCGUUUUGGAGCAGUAUGGAAAGCUCAAUUUAAAAAUGACAUCGUUGCUGUUAAAGUAUUCCCGAUGCAAGAUAAACAGUCAUGGCAAACAGAGCAAGAAAUAUUUAAAUUAGCUCACAUGAAUCACGAGGAUAUAUUACGAUUUAUCGGCGUUGAAAAACGUGGCGACAACCUUCAAGCUGAGUUCUGGCUGAUAACAGCUUAUCAUGAAAAAGGAUCACUCUGCGACUAUUUGAAAGCUAAUGUCGUAACUUGGGCGGAAAUGUGCCGUAUUUCCGAGUCAAUGGCACGUGGAUUGAUGCAUUUGCAUGAAGAAAUUCCUGCAAACAAAGCUGAUGGGUAUAAACCCGCGGUAGCGCACCGUGACUUUAAAUCGAAAAAUGUUCUUCUCAAGUCCGACAUGAGCGCAUGCAUCGCGGACUUUGGACUCGCGUUGAUAUUUCAACCUGGAAAACCUUGUGGCGACACUCAUGGACAAGUUGGUACUCGACGAUACAUGGCGCCAGAAGUAUUAGAGGGUGCGAUAAACUUUACACGAGACUCAUUUUUACGUAUUGACAUGUACGCUUGUGGCCUAGUGCUCUGGGAAUUGGCGUCACGGUGUACGGUACAAGACGGACCCAUCGGAGAGUACAGAUUACCUUUUGAAGAAGAAGUUGGUCUCCAUCCAACUCUGGAAGACAUGCAAGAAAGCGUAGUGCUUAAAAAAGAACGUCCAUUGAUACAGGAAACAUGGCGAAAGCAUCCGGGUCUUUUGUCUAUUUGUGAUACGAUGGAAGAGUGCUGGGAUCACGACGCCGAGGCUCGAUUAUCAGCGUCUUGUGUUAUGGAAAGAAUUACUACCUUGAGUAGAAGUCUCGUUAUCAAUUCGUCGACUUUAAUUCGCGUCGACAAUACCAACGAUUCAGUCAUCACCAAGGAAUCUAAUCGGCACUUGCAUGUGUGAACCAUACAAGAGCCACGGAUACAUUAUUAAUUGUACAGUUCAUCGAGGAAGAUUUUAAAGGAUGAAAAUAGUAAGGAUAAUUAUUAAUAAUAAUUAGAGAAUUAAUCACUCAUUUUAUCAAUUAACUUUUAAUAAAAAAUUCAUUCUUUAUAUAUUAAUCAGCUAUUUUGUAAUUAAUUAAAUUUUAUAACGGACUACAUGUCUGCCCAGUAUCGUUAAUUUUUUUUAUUUUUCUAUGUUAAUUUAUAAAAAAAAAAAAAUAAUAUAUCAUAACGCAUAAUUCAUCAAAAAAUACUUUAGGUUUUUAUUUAUUAAUUGUUAACUUUUAUUUUAGAUACUGGGCUCUGACAGUGCCAAAUAUUAAUUAAUGCUAAAUAUUUUAUAUGUUUAUUUAAUUAAAAA